AUGUAUAAGGGGGGAAGGAGUUGUAGCGGGCUGGAGGAGGAGAUGGAUAAGCGGGAAGAGAGCAAUAUAGAAAGAGAAGGGUGUUUCGGUUUGAGGAAGCCGUUGAAGGUUGAAACCAAAGAAGAAAUUUGGGGAAAACGGGUUGGGAGGCAUCUGGCUUGGGCGAGUUCGACUCCCUUCACCUUGGGUGUUGUAAUCGCUGGUGACGACGGAAGGAGUGAUAAUAACUCCGGUGAGGAGCUAAAGAUGCAGACAUCUGAAUUCCUCGUUAAGGUGGUGAAGGGCCUGAGAAAGGCUCUUAGAUUGUACUUGUUUAAUUUCGAUAUGAUUAGAGAUGGUGAAGAAGAUGGGUAUCUGGUGAUUAAUAUGAAUUACUUCCCUCGUUACGAAAAAUUGUCUUCUUAUGAAACUGUCAUGAUUGAUUUCUUCUUGAAUGUAAAGAAAUUACAGGAGUUGGAGAAGAUGAAAAAGAAGGAGAUCGACGACAGGUGGAAAUUUGGUAAUCAAAAGUAG
Messenger RNA from Lactuca saligna, 513 nucleotides. NCBI's taxonomy places the organism in Eukaryota, Viridiplantae, Streptophyta, Magnoliopsida, Asterales, Asteraceae. The record is from the annotation of a GenBank genome assembly.